AUGUCCACCUUCUUAUCUGGCGUAAUAAACCCGGACCCUGGACCUACAGACAUUAAUAAUGUGUUUUCAUUAAAUCCUCUUAACCUAUUACCAAGUACUGAUAUUAGUGAAGUAUUCUUCACAAAUCAAAAGCUGUAUCAACAACAAAUCAAAGGUUACUGGGAGUUGAUUAGUCUUAAACAGUACCUGGAUCACAAAUUAAUUCCACGGGGACUUAGACCCGAAAUAUCAUUGCCAGAAAAAGCCAUUACAGACGAACAAAUCAAAGAAUGGAAUAGCAUCCUUCUAGAUUGUUCGGCUAAACUUAUUCAGUUCCUGGUCAAAUUAGAAACCAAUAAUUUAGAUACGGUGAACAAGAAUCUUGAAAAGGAACUGGCAAAUGUAAAAAAUUUCAAAGAUAGAUCAGAAUUCUCCCUUCAAGGGAAGUUACCGAAAAACCUAGAAGGCUUUAAGAAACAUGUUAGGGAAAAGAAACAUGAGAAGUAUUUAAGAGACCAUAGAGACUUUCAGGAAGGCAAUAUUUUUCGAAUAAAAAGAUCUAGAAAGUAUUACAAUAGUAGGAACAGUUCCAGUUCCACAGAUUGGUCCGAUUCAGACUCUAGUUCCUCUAGAAGAGAUCAAAAGAAAACUUAUUCACAACCACCUAAAAACAGAGGUAUCCUUAAGACUCGGAACGUCACCUUUCCAAACACCCCAAUUCUUGAAACGGCAACAGUUAGCCAGACCUUAAAUACGGAGGGACAACUUCCUUUUUUAGAGGAGGACUGGCCCCUUCCACAGAGAGACAAACUACGAGACAGACGCAAAUGGGGUUACAAACGGGACAAAAGACCAAAUCAGUACUAA
Pelobates cultripes (western spadefoot toad) is the source of this 846-nucleotide messenger RNA. NCBI's taxonomy places the organism in Eukaryota, Metazoa, Chordata, Amphibia, Anura, Pelobatidae. The record is from the annotation of a GenBank genome assembly.